Mytilus trossulus (common blue mussel) is the source of this 3685-nucleotide messenger RNA. RefSeq lists its product as uncharacterized. The transcript has 10 exons. Gene Ontology annotation, cellular component: nucleoplasm. Gene Ontology annotation, biological process: Notch signaling pathway; protein ubiquitination. Gene Ontology annotation, molecular function: ubiquitin protein ligase activity; metal ion binding. The coding region runs from base 30 to 3665 and encodes 1211 amino acids. The record is from RefSeq and is a predicted model, not a curated record. NCBI's taxonomy places the organism in Eukaryota, Metazoa, Mollusca, Bivalvia, Mytilida, Mytilidae.
ACAUUUUUCAUGCAGACAGUAACUUAGAUAUGAAAAAAGUUAUCACUGAAUGUCUAUUUCAAAAUCAUCAUCUAAGAUUAACUUCAGUAGCUGUUAUUCUUGAUGAAAACAGAAUGAAACCUAUAGGACAAGACAUAAAAGCAAUUAGAGAGGCUGUAUAUGAAGAUCAAGAGAAUCCUUACUUGCAAAUAGUUAGAAUAUAUGUCAAAAACAAAGCACAGUUUGAUAGAUUUCAUGAAGAAAAAUGUAAAGGAAUAGACAAAGAGUCAGGAAAACAUGGAAUGGCAAUUGGAUUUGUUAAAAAAGCAGCUUCAACAAUUUUUGGACAAAGAGAACUUCCUCCUUGGAAGAAAGUAUUUCUUCAAGGCAAAGAUAAGCAGCAGUAUUUAGUGAUAACAGGAAAAAGUGAUGAUGUAACAAGAACAAGAAAGAAAAUUAUUGAUAUAGUGCAGCAAAAACGACAACAAAAGAUUUGGUUUUAUGUUGAUAGACAAGAUGGGAAAGUGCAGUUUGAUGAUUUUACUUGUGAAAGACUUGACCAAGCUGGUUCUGGAUUCAAAAAUGAAAAGGUUAUCAAAUUGAAAGAUGAAGAAAACCAAGAGUGGACAUUUGAUUUAGAUAAAAUGAAAUGUACAAGAAACAAGAUAUCGUAUCAACUUUGUCAAGAAGAAGUAAAAGAAUCAAGUGUUGAUCCUUCUCAGGAGGAUAUUGAUGAUACAAACAGGAACUCUGCAUUAAUGGAAGCUUCAGGCUCAAUAAUAAAAGAGUGUACCUUUGAAAUUAAUCCAGUUCUUAAGCAAAAUCAGUUUAUAGAGAGAAUUUUAAAGAUGUUAAAAGAUCGGGAAAUCCACUUCAAUCAAACAACAUUGGAAAUAACAGGCUCAUUCGAACAAAUGUCUUCAUUGAACCAACAAAUUAUAAAUGAUUUUGGAAUAGAAACUGGUGUUUUUUCCAAAGAUGAGACCCUAAUAGCAGCAAAACGUACUUAUAAUCAAACAAAGUCAAAUUGGAAACCAAAAGCAGACGAUAAAUUCCGACAUGUUGACAUUAAAAUUCCGUACAUGGAAUACAGAAUGCUUAAGUUUUUUUGUCCAGAGUGUCAGCUGUUCAAAGGUUCACCAACAUAUGAAAAUGGUGUUCUGCGAAAAUUGCUUCAGGUUGGUGAAAAGGAAGAUGAAAUGAAGGCUAUCUUACACUCAAAAUCAUUAUAUUUUCAGUCUUUGACCACUUUUGAUGUUCCUAUGCCUGAAGGUUGGACAGUCACUGAUUUAAAAUUGAAAGAGGUUGAAACUGAGCUGAACAUUAUAUCUUCUGAAAUAUUUUGUUUCCGUUCAAAAGAUGCAAAAACUCUCACAUUGAAGGGAAAUCAGUAUGAAAAACUACAAAUGGCAAAGACAAAAUGUGAAUUCAUUUUAGGUAUUAAACAGAAAGGGAGAGGAGGUCGAAGAGAUAGAGUAAUUUCUACUGAUCCUUCAUAUAAAAAAGAAGGAAAUGAGCAGAUGGGCAAUAAAUCAUUCAGUCAAAGUAUGACACCUUCAAGAUCAUCAUUUUCGCAAAGCUUUAGUGGGGGAUCCAGUUCUCCGUCAGUACCUCCUCCAAGUGCUGAUACAUUUAAAACUUCAGAAGGGUUAUUGGUCCAUGUCUAUGUAGGAAACAUUCUUAAUUUGAAAGUAGACUGCAUAGUAAAUGCUGCCAAUGAGACUUUAAGUCAUGGUGGAGGUGUUGCAGAUGUGAUAUCAAGAGCGGCCGGUUAUGGAUUCCAGCAGGAGAGUGAUGAUUACAUUCAGAGAAAUGGCCAGUUAAAUGUUACAGACUGCUGUACAACAUCUGCAGGCAAUCUUCCAUAUCAGUGUGUAAUUCAUGCAGUAGGUCCAAGAUGGUACAUCUACACAGACAAACGAAAAUGUGCAAAUGACUUGGAGGAAACUGUUAAAAACUGUUUCAAGGUAGCAGAGAUUAAGAAGAUGACAUCUGUGGCUAUACCAGCAAUUAGUUCAGGUAUAUUUGGAGUUCCAAGAGAAGUCUGCUGUACCCAGUAUUGUAAUGCUGUCAAAAACUACAGCAAUAUUUUUGGACAAGCAACUUGUCUUAGAGAAAUUCACUUUAUGGAUAAAGAUGCAUUUAUGGUUGGAUUAAUACAGAAGGAAUUCAAACAAAACCUGAACAUUGAUCAAUCAGUCCAGUCUUCUGGUAGUAGAGUUUCAAAUCCAUCUGGUCAUUCAUUGUCAAAGAAUGAUAAUACACCUAAGUAUGCAAGGUCACUUUCAGAUGAUGCAGCUAAAGCAGGGAAAUACUCUGGUAGUACAAAUGGUAAAAAUAGCAACCAAAGCUCUACUGUUAAGCAAGAGAAGUUCCAAAAGCAGUACAUGACGGCCAAAGGGUUCAAAGUUCAUGUAGUCCAAGAUGAUAUCACUAAAAUGUGUGUAGAUGUCAUUAUUUGCCCACAGGAUGACUUUUGCUUGAGUAAAGGUAGAAUAGCCAAGGCAAUAGCCAAUGCUAGUAAUGAAAGAUAUAGGACAGAUGUUCUUGGUAUGAAAACUGUCAAAAGAAGCGAGGUAAAAAAAAUUGCAGCCUCACCCUCAACACUUCCUUUUAAGUAUGUUCUUCAUACAGUUGCACCAAGAUGGGAUAAGGAUGCUGUAAAAGAUAAUGCCAAAUUUAUGAAGGAAUUGGGCCUGACCAUACGGAAUAUACUAAAGCACUGUAGUGACAGUAAAAAUAUAUCAACUGCAGCUAUACCUGUCUUAGGAAUUGGAGCUGAUGGCUAUGAUACACCAUAUGUCACUUAUGCAUCAAUCCUAUCAAAGGAGAUCUCACAAGAAUUGCAGAAUGACAAAUUCAGCAUGCAGGAAUUAUAUAUUGUCACCAGUGAAUUGGGUAUGGCUUUAGCAGUCACCGAUCAGCUAGACAAAGAAAUACUGUUCUCACCAUGUACUUCUUUCCAAAGACGAAAACGUCACAAUAAAGAUGAUACAGAUGGAACUGAUGAAGAUAAAGAUGGUAAACGAAACAGAAAUAGUGCAACUGGAGCAAUACCCAAGUCUGGAACUGGGAAACUAGGCACUACAGUAAGAGGAGGAAAUUUGGAAGAUUGUGUGAUUUGUAUGGAUACACCUGAUGACCCCAGGAAACUUCAAUGUGGUCAUGUAUAUUGCCAUAACUGCAUCAGCCAGCAUUUUAAAAUAAAUAAUCCUGUCUGUCCAACAUGUGGAUCUAUACAAGGUGUUGUAACUGGUAACCAACCACCUGGUACCAUGAAAGUGUAUAGAAGAUCAAGCCCAUUAUCUGGUUAUCCUGGUUGUGGGAGAAUUGAAAUUGAAUAUAUUAUUGAUUCAGGAAGACAAGGGCCAGAACAUAAAGACGAAGGGCGAAAGUUUGAAGGUAUAAGAAGAAUAGGAUAUCUACCAGAUAAUAGGAAAGGACAAUUAGUGGCAAAGAUGUUAAGAGUAGCAUUUGACAGGAAGUUGGUAUUCACCAUAGGUGAUUCUCGUACAACUGGAAAAGAAGGAGUUGUAACAUGGAAUGAUAUCCACCAUAAAACAAACCCAAAACCAUAUGAACAAUUUGGAUACCCAGAUGAUUCUUAUUUGGAUAGAGUUAUUGAUGAGCUUUCUGCUAAAGGUGUCACAGAAAAAGAUAUAGGACCAAACACGUCCAUUUUCUAGAAAGGAUUUCAAUAGAACAU